AUGCCUUCUACCGAUAGGAACUCAACGUCAGAGAGGUCGGAGAGGAGGGCAUCAACAAGGAGAUCAAGACGAGUGUCGGCAGAAAAUGCGCUCGGCGACUAUGAAUACGAUUUGGCGACACACGCCGUCUCUGACGGUUUCCGCCCGGCAGUCAACAACCCGCCAGCUGUACCGAAUCUGAACUCGCCUCCAUCACCGCCGGCAAGUCGAUUUCAUUUGCCCAGACUUCCUCGGUCACCUCCACCCGUUGCGCCCAGCCCGAUGAAGGGGUUUGCAGAUUUCAACCGACCGUCAAGCACGUCCAAACCUCCACGCUUUCACGAUUCCUUGACCCUUCGAAAUGACGGGCUGGAGUCCGCUCGUGUAGGACAGUCAUCUUCGUCGAGCAGCCCAGUGCAAGGCGAUAUUCUAUAUCAGGGCUCCACGCCGCCGUCUCAUCCCUAUCAGAUGUAUCCCCAGAGGACGUACAGUAAUGCUACCUCCUCUACCGCCCCUUCCUCAGAGACACUUGAUGGAACCCGCGGUCCCACUCACCCAUACGCUCUCUACACCCAGAGCACUACUACUUCCGAGGAUCCAACUCAGCAGCGCAUUCCCGUAGGCUUCAAUGGCAUGGGAAACGGCUACCGCAGGCAAAUUGGGCCUGAUGGUGAGGAUGCAGGUGACUUGAUCGGGCCGCUCGGUCACAUGGAAGAGCUCCCACCAUAUUCACGCUAUCCUGAAGAACCCUUUCAACAUAAACCAGCAGCUGAUUGCGACAACACUGUCUCAGCUGCCAAUGCUACCGAUGGGGCUGGUGCUAGAACGAAUGGAUUAACAACUUCAACCCCGGCUCAGCCUAUUCCCGGUGCUGGUGGAAUUGGUCUUGCGACUCGGAACCCCGAGUUCUCCUCCACAGAAGACCUGGCUGGUAUGCCUCGAGGAGCCGGAUCCUCGAUCCGCAGUAGGACUUCUCUGGAGAGCUAUCACGAAAUUAAUGGUGCAGCCCGCGAUUUUGCAGAAAAGCCAACCCUGAGCAAGUGGCAACGGAGGGCAAAAAAGAAGCUGUGGGGCGUUGUGCCGUGCUGGACAAUAUGCCUGUUACUCGCUGGAAUUGUUAUCAUGGGAGUGGUGAUGGGUACUGUAGUUGGGACUAUUGUGACCAGACACAAUACCUCUCCCAAGGGUAAAGGACAAUCCGAUAAGAAUCAACCGAACACGAAUAAUGUUGUAUUUCUGGAGCACCUGCCACAGGAUUUGCCUCCCCUGGCAACAGGUUGUUUUUCCCUUCCGCCAAUGGACAAGUAUAACGUGCCAAAGGCUUGUAUCAAGGGUUUUGAGCAGAACGCCGCUUGGAAUUGUGAUAUGCCUUUCCGCUGGUACUCGAUGAACGUUACCGAACUUGCUGGUGCGGCGGAUGUCUCCAACUAUGCCAUGAAAUUUAGGCCUUUUGAUCCCAAGGCCUCUAAAUUCAUCUACGGAACCCAGCCCCCGAACGUUCCUGACUUCGAGCCCAUGCGGCUGGUAAAGGACACGGAAGAAGUCAACCGAGGCCCGGCUUGGUUUCUUGAAGUGAAAUACAACAAGACGGUCAUGGUUCGGGAAGAUCAGCUCGCACUUCCUAGUCCGUCGGGCCCUCAGCGGCGUUGGGAUCACAUGAAAGGACCAUUCCCUGGCCUGGAUAACUCUCGCUUCUCGAGAAAGGGACUGGCGGCCACGGAAGGCGACAAGCCAUGGAUCUGCACUUGGCCAAACGUUACACUUCAGGUCUUCGUGUACCCGAACCAGACAUUCACACCACCGAAACCUACCUCAACACCCAGCUCGAUCUCUUCAAUGCCUAGCCCGUUCUCUCCUGCUGCACCGACACCGACACCGGAUGAGCCACCACUGCCCAAAUUUAAGGAACCAUAUCCCAAACUGGUCAAAUUUGUGGAGAGCCGCUCAUACAAUAACGGCGACUACGCUCCAGCAACGUGUACGCAAUACAGAAUCACCAGUGAUGGUCAGGAUAAAGAACCUGUUCUUGAGAAUGGAAUGCCUGUAGCCUUCAUAGUCGAAGAAGUGGGCAAACCUGCCAAGGGGCCUAUCACGCAGCGUGUCAGUGACCCAGUUCCUAGGGAUAUAUUCUCCCUAGAGGGUAGAGGCGCGGACGUUACCCCCUGUAGCUGCAUUUCAUUCUCAUGGUCUGUAUAG
Molecule: messenger RNA, 2175 nt
Organism: Metarhizium brunneum ARSEF 3297
Lineage: Eukaryota; Fungi; Ascomycota; Sordariomycetes; Hypocreales; Clavicipitaceae
Source: RefSeq, a predicted model, not a curated record